AAGAAGAAGAAAUUUUUUUGACGUUUAUAUGUUGUAUUUAAUGUCACAAAUAUAGUUUUUAUUUUUACGAGAUUUAUGCAAUGUAAUGAAAUACAUCAUACAUGAAUUUAAAUAUUUAUAGCAGUCAAACAAAUUAACUUCAACUGUUAUUCCGUCUCACUAGCGACUAGAGGUUUCGCUACAAAUAAUUGCAAUCUGAUGGGGGUCAUGAGUGUUUACUGAUAAGACUUUAAUAGUCUAUGAUUGUAAAUAUUGUGACCUUACGCAGUUCUAAUUUUUUGAUGCUGGAAUGUAAUUUGCCAACCAGUACAUAUCGUCCAUAUGUUUUUUGUCUACCAUGAAUCAAAACAGCGGAACAGUACCAUUUCAAAGAAGCCAAUCUGCAGAUUUUGUCGCCUCUCCCCAGACAAGAAUUGGACUAUUAAUGACCCAUUCUAGCGGCACCCUUCCAACAAUGUCUUCCCCAAUUUCAUUCCAAAGACGUACUUUCGAGAGUGCUAGGCAAUUCCGAGAAAGCUUCAGCAGUGCUAUGAGGCAAAUUGAGCCGCUCGUAGAGACUGCAAGGAAUGUACGUCAGAACGCACUAACCAUAUCCGAGAUGCUGUCAAGGAAUCAGAAUGAAAUUAGUCAUCCCGGAGAACCAGAAAAUACACAACAAAAUAUGAGUUAUGUUUCUAUUAAUUUAGAUGGUGCAUCUACUAAUAAUGUGGUUGAUAAUCCAGGCAUACGAAAUAAUAUCCACAACCAUGAAGCUGUAUUUAUUAAUCAAGACGGUGGUGGAGAUAACAAUAACCAAGAGGGUGAAAAUUUAGAUCGCUUGGUGAAUCCAUUGGAAGCUCAACAGGCUUUGCAUGUGUUGUUUAAAUAUGUCCCUUUUGUGUUAAUAUUAUUAGCAAAAGCUGUAUAUGACUACCAUGAGGGUAUAUUCAUUUUGGUGAUUAUGUUUGGCACUUUCUCCCAUACCAAUGGGGUGGUUAAACAUGAGGCUUUAAAGAGAGCAAGACGCAGCAUUUGGACCUUAAGCAUCGAAAUGUGCUACAUCUUUGCAUGUAUGCUGUCUAUUCACUACUUUUUUGAGGAUGAUCUCCACCACUUCAAUGUUGUUAUGAAUCUGGUUUUGAUAAGAUCAUUUACACAUCCACUAACGGUCCUGAAUUUGCUGUGGAUUGUUACUAUAACGGAUUUUACACUUAAACUUAUUACUGUGGCGACAAAGAUUCUACUUACAAUGUUACCUGGCAAAAUUGUUGAAUUUAAAAAGAGAGGCAAAAUCUAUCUCUUUAUAGAAGCGGUAUCUCAAUUAUACCGUAGCAUAGCCACCAUACAGCCUUGGUUAUAUUACUUGCUUGAGUCCUAUCAGGGACCUGAGAAAAUUGUUGCUGUUUUCCUGUCUGCUUUUUAUAUGAUUUCCAAAGGCUCAGACUUAAUGUUUAAAGUCAGGUUUUUGAAAACCGCUUUCUUUAAGCUGCUGCAAACUGUGUCUCUGGGUUCAUCCCCAAGCAAAGAACAAAUCCAAACCGCCGGCGAUCAUUGUCCCAUCUGCCACGACAACUACGAUUCUCCGGUGUUGUUACAGUGUCGUCACAUCUUCUGCGAAAGUUGCGUCUCUACCUGGUUCGAUAGGGAACAAACGUGUCCACUGUGCAGGGCGAAAAUAGUUGACGAUCCCUCAUGGCGGGACGGAUCUACUUCGUACUUUAUACAAUUAUUUUAAGAGGCUCGCGGGUUUAAAUUUAGGCCACCUCGUAACGCGGAUAAAGUGUUUUAUGUGAUAUGGUCCAUACUCAUUGUGUAUUGUAUAUACUCACACCUUUAUUUUUUUUCGGGGCUUUUGUAAACGGUUAAAUAAUCGUUAAUUGUAGAUAUUGUUAGAAGUUAAUUUUGAUGAGAAUGAACUCAAUUUGCAUAAGCAACUAAAAAUUAAUCCCAUCAAUACACUUCCACUUCCCCUAGUGAUCUUUUAAGUCAUUCUGAUCUAUCAUUGUUACUACUAUUCGGUGAGUUUUUAAUUGUUCAUGGCGAUAAAAAGACUGUUAGAUAUUAAAAAUUAUAUGUCGCAUUGGACUGAAAUCCAUUAAAGCAUGAAAACAAAUUUGAAGAAGUCUUUGUUU
Molecule: messenger RNA, 2111 nt
Organism: Cylas formicarius (sweet potato weevil)
Lineage: Eukaryota; Metazoa; Arthropoda; Insecta; Coleoptera; Brentidae
Product: RING finger and transmembrane domain-containing protein 2
Exons: 3
Coding region: 338-1714 (458 amino acids)
Biological process (GO): positive regulation of ERAD pathway
Molecular function (GO): ubiquitin protein ligase activity
Source: RefSeq, a predicted model, not a curated record